Aphidius gifuensis is the source of this 5112-nucleotide messenger RNA. It is a transcript of the gene mmd, whose product is annotated as disintegrin and metalloproteinase domain-containing protein 11. The transcript is spliced from 25 exons. Gene Ontology annotation, molecular function: metalloendopeptidase activity. NCBI's taxonomy places the organism in Eukaryota, Metazoa, Arthropoda, Insecta, Hymenoptera, Braconidae. The coding region runs from base 1004 to 4609 and encodes 1201 amino acids. The record is from RefSeq and is a predicted model, not a curated record. Gene Ontology annotation, biological process: membrane protein ectodomain proteolysis.
UAUUUUCAUACACCAGACUUCCAUCGUAGGAAGAAGAUGGCAGCCGUCGUGUAAUUAUUUUUCGCGUUUAAACAUCAGUUAUCAUAAUAACUCGUAUUGUAUUAUUAUUAUUGUUAUUAUUUAUUUGUUUUUUACGGUGAUAACGAAAAAGUAUAAAAAUUAAUAAUAACUAAUUUAUCAAUAAUUAAAAUAGCAUUUCGUAAUUAAUGUAAAAUAUUUAAUAAUGAGGAUGGGUUUAUAAGAAUUUUUUUAAAAUUUAUUCUGGAAAAAGUAAUUUUUACUAAUUUAAAUUGUGCAAAAAAAUUUUUUUUAGAAUAUUGAUUGCUGACUUUUUGAUUAUUGAAAAUUAAAAAAAAAAAAUGAUAAUUGUUUUUGUGUAAUUUUAUUAUCAACGGGUGAAAAUUAUUAUUAUUAUUAUUAUUAUUGUUAUUAUUUUAAUUUAAAUAAUGAUAAUAAGUAUUGUGCCGGUGAAAUACGCGUUAAAAUGAUAAAAAUAAUAAAUAAAAUUUUUUAUUUAUUAAUUAAAUUAAAUAAUAGUGUUUAAAAAAUUGAAAAAAAACUACAUGAUCAAAUAACUGUAAUAGAAAUAAAUUAAUUAAAAAUUUAAUUGAAAAACAAGAAUGCAAGAGAAGAAAAAAAAUUUUAAUUUUUUUUAUAAAAAAAAAUAUUGAUUAUUAAAACAGACCAAUUGAAAGAAAAAUAAUAAUAAUUAAAAAAUUAUUAUUAUAAAUAAUAAAAGUAUAUAAUAAAAUAAAAUUGUUAUAAAAUUUUUAAUACUAUUGAUAAUUAAAAAUAAUUAGAAGAAAAAAAAUUUACAUAAAUAAAUAAUGAAUAAUUAUUUAUUGUAUAAAAAAAAUUAAUAUUAGAUUAUUCAAAAAAGUAAAUUUGCCUUUUUUUUUCAUUAAUAUUUGUCCAAAUUGGGCAAAUUAAAAAAGUUGAUAAAUUGAGUGAUAAAUUAAUCGUUAUGUAAUAUGGAAUUGAAAAAUGUUGUUAAGACAUAAACAUGUUUUGGGUACACUGUGGACUCUUUGUUCUCGUGAUUGCCGUACCUGGAUUUAUUAGCACCGCCGACACAUCGUCCAAGCGAGAAGCUGACUAUACCUUGGACGAAUCUUUUUGGAAUGAAGAAACUCCAGCUGGUGAGGUUGAACGACUGCUCCGUGAAUAUCGUCAAAAUCAAGAGCUAGUACGAGACAUUGGUGCCACAAAUUACCAGAUUAUUUAUCCGGUACAAUUGCGGCAUCACGAAAAAAUGGGAAUAUCAACUAGAGAAGCGGGCUUUCCAAAGUACCCUCAAAGAAGUGGUUAUGGGGACGGAUAUCAGAAUACGAGAGGAAGGUCAAGAGCAGGAAAACAUUUUCAUCGUACGUCCCUCUUGAUCAAGGCCUUCAACCACAAAUUUCGAUUAGACUUAGAAUUAAAUACACAACUUUUAGCGCCGAAUCUCAUGCAAAGAGAUUUUCUCAGCAAUGGUGCUGAGCAAGUUUCAAAACAGGAAAUUGAACACUGUUAUUAUCAUGGUAGUGUGAGAGAUUAUCCAGGGGCAAGUGCUGCAUUUCACACAUGCAAUGGUGUCAGUGGUGUUAUUCAUUUGGGAAAUGAGACCUUUGUCAUUCAGCCAUUCUACGGUGGUGACUUGUCGAGACAUCCUCAUGUUAUAUUUGAAGCAAGAACAAAAGCUAACAAAGGAUGUGGAAAUGCUGGAAAUCUUGAACGUCGUCUUGUUAAGAAUCGAAGACAAAAACAUGUGCUUGGUCUACUAGAUAAAAUUGAGGACCGAUAUAAACGUGAUGUACGAGAAGCAACAAAAUACAUUGAAACUGCAAUGAUUAUUGAUAAAGCAAUGUUUGAUAAAAGAAAUGGGAGUACAAGAGCUGAGGUCGUCCACGAUGCCAUUCAAGUUGCAAAUAUUGCUGAUUUAUACUUUCGAACACUAAAUACACGAGUGUCUGUCGUUUAUAUUGAAACAUGGCUUGGUGGUAAUCGUGCAACAAUUGAAUCUGGAAUGGAAAUUGGACGGGCAUUACAAAAUUUUAAUGAUUAUGCAUUGAGAAAAAUGUAUCAAGUUCAUCCAGACACAAUUCAACUUCUUACAGGUGAAUCGUUUCAAGGAGGAGAGUCUGGAGUUGCUGUACCAGAAACAGUGUGCACUCCAAGAUCAAUUGGAAUAAGUGUAGAUUUAAAUACAUACGAGCCACAUUUACUUGCUGGUACAAUGGCACACAUGAUUGGUCAUAAUAUUGGAAUGAGUCAUGACGACGGAAGAGACAAUUGUUUUUGUCGUGAUUGGCAUGGUUGUAUAAUGGCACAAUCAAUUGUUGGUGCUGAAAAUGUGCAACCAUAUAAAUUUUCUGAAUGUAGUAAAUCGGAUUAUGAAAAUACUUUAAAAGCUGGUGCUGCAAUAUGUUUAUUUAACAAACCAAAUGAGCUGGAGAACAGAUCAUGUGGUAACAGGGUAAUUGAUGAUGGUGAACAAUGUGACUGUGGUACCAUCGAAGAAUGUCCAGAGCUUGAUCCUUGCUGUGAUCCAAUAACUUGCAAGUUAACAUCUGAAGCUGAAUGUGCAUCUGGACCAUGUUGCAGCAGUUGCAAGUUAUUACCACGGGGUACAGUAUGUCGUGAUUCAUUAAAUGAAUGUGAUUUACCAGAAGUAUGUACUGGUGAUAAUGGACAAUGUCCAAUUGAUGUUUACAAAAAAAAUGGAAAACCAUGUGCAAACAAUCAAAGCUAUUGCUUUGGUGGUUUUUGUCCAGAUUUAAAUACACAAUGUUCACAAGUAUGGGGUUAUGAUGGUGGUGCCGCUGAUAUGCAAUGUUUUGAACAAUUUAAUUCAAAAGGUUCAAUUAAUGGUCAUUGUGGUACUGAUACAACUGGUCAUUAUGUUAAAUGUGAAGCUGAGAACGUACGUUGUGGAUCAUUACAAUGUCAAAAAGGAAGUAAGCAACCAGCUGGUAAAGAUCAAUCAUGGACAAGAACAAUAAUAUCAAUAAAAGGAACAGAAUACGAGUGCAAAGCAACAAGUGGUAAAGUUGAAGGUUCAGAAAUGCCUGGAAUGGGUUUAGUACGUGAUGGCACAUCUUGUGGUGAUAACUUGAUAUGUGUUAACCAAACCUGCACAAGUGUAUUUCCUCAUAUGGACCAAGGAAAAUGUCCAAGUAAUCACAACAAUUUGGAAUGUUCGGGUAAUGGGGUGUGCACAAAUGUUAACAAAUGUUACUGCAGUACCAGUUGGAGUGGUCCAGAUUGUUCAAUUGAAACAUAUAUACCAACAACAAAACCAGUACCAUCAACUGCUGAGACACCUGGUAAAGCUGCAGAAUCAGCAAAUAAACAUCAGAAAAAAGAAACCCCCUACGAGAACUACCACGGAUCUAAUACAGGUUUUUUAGUUGGUAUGCUCAUGUCGGUGGUAGGGGGUGUUUUCGUAGUAUUUGCUCUGAUGGCUCUCUGCUACAGGUCAGUCGUAGUACAUAAAAACUUCUCCCUCUGUCUCAGACGGAAAAGUACUGUACAAAAAUAUGAUCCACCAUAUGUUAAAAAACCAGUAUCAAAAACGUAUUGUCCACCUUCGUCAAAUCAUCAUCGUGAAAUUGAUGCACUUGAUAAUGUCGAUAAAAUUUUAACAUUUGGAAGUAUGCCAACAUACAAUUCUGAUGCUCAGCGGGUGUUAUUUCAGUCACAGAAUAAUGUUGGAGCAGAAGGAAUACGUCACAAGGAUAAACAGCCGAUGAACAGACAUGGAGGUGUUGACAGUGAAGAUGGAGGUACGAGAUCCGAGGAGGGUGUUCAUUUCAUUGGUCUUCAACAUAACAAUCUGUCAAAACUGCCUGAGAAAGGAAUUUUAAAGAAACACGGUGGUUACGGUUUAGAAGUGGAAAUGCAGCGUACAAUGGAAAACUUGAAUGGUUAUCAUGGUGAUUUAAUGCAAGCGUUGAGAAAUGCACGUGGUUUAACAAGUGUGCCAUCUGGUUCUGGUACGCUAAUAGAUGAUGAAGUAUUACGAAAAUCAUUAGCUGAUUGUGGUUAUCCAGAUGCAUAUAGAAAAACAUCAAUUGAUAAUGGACAAGACAAUAUUGAUAAUCAAGAUGAUGAUGAUGAUGAUGAUGAUAUUGUAUUACCAACAUGUGGUCCUAUACGUAUACGUACAUUAGAUGAUAUAAUGCGUCAAUUGGAGGCACAUUCAGCAAGACAUACUAGUCCAAGUGGAUCUGAAGUUAUGAGAAUAUCUGAAAAUGAAGGGGAUCGUCAUUACAGAAUGGAUUCAUCAGUUUGCAGUGAAUCAUCACAAGGAAGCAGAAGGUGCAGUCGCGGUCGCGACGAUGAUGCAAGAUUUGUCUAUGGUCGAUAUCGUCAGCCAUCAUCGCGAAGUCCAUACGGUUCACAUCAACAUUCACAUCAGCAUUCUCAUCAAAUGCACGAAGAAGAGGGAAUAUAUGAAACUGCCGAUCCUGAGAGAGGCUCAAACACUAGGGGUGAAACACCCGAUAGCGAAAGUGAUGAAUUUAUUCAAGCUCAACAACAAUCAGCCCUGUGGAUGAGUGAGAAUGGAACCGAGCAACGACCACCUCAACAGCUGCCACCACAACAUCAUCAUGAUAAAAAACAUUAACAAAAACAAGAACAACCGCCACCACCACCACUACCAACAACAUUGUUGUCCUUUCCAAGGUCAUCGUCAUCAUCAUCAUCAUGAUCAUCAUGAUCAUCAUCAUUAUUUUUAUCAACAUCGAAUAAACAAGGCACUGCAAAAUUUCGAAAAAUUGAUAAUAAAAAAAACCUUAUCGAAACAACAUAAUGACAAUGCAGAACUGCCAUCACAACAACUGCCAAUUAUUAUCGAAAUGAAUAAAAUAUAUUGUGGCUAUCAUCAAUCCUCACUCUCUCACUGGAAAUGCUUAUGAUGAUAAUACUGAUAAAAAAAGUUUUUUAUUUUUCUUUUUUUAAUUGAUGAUAUCGUCAAUGCUCAAUCCCAACAACAAUUAAAAUUAAUAAUAUCCCUUGAAUUACAUGGAUCAAUGUAAAUCACAUGGCUAAUAAAUAAAAUUAAAAAAUUCCCACUAGACGAUAAUAUUAGUCUAGAUUGUAAUAUAAAAAAUAAUAAUAAAUAAUCAU